CGUUGUGCAGCGCGCAGUCGGCCCAUGCUUUCGCCGCCGCGCGGAACGGCACGGCGGGCCGUUUCGGGCGCGCCGGCAAAGCAGCAGCUGGGGUCGAUCGUGCGGGAGAUGCAGCGCAUCGCAGACGACCUCGACAGCAGGUGAGCAGCAGCUGGGUCUGCAUGAACGGCGGAUGUGCUCAACACGCCACACCAGGGCUGCCGACACCAGCAAGCCAGUCCUCGACGACUUUGCGGCGCUCGAGCGCCUCUCCUCCAGCAUCCUGCGUGCGCUGAACCCCGCCCAGUAUCUGGUCACUCGCGCCGAGUCACACUGCCAGGCGCGCGCGCUGCACGCAGCCAACAGCUGGGGCCUGGCCGAUCUUGUCGGAGAGGAGACUGUUACAGCGCACGAGCUGGCAGAGCGUGCCAAAGUGCGGCCGGCCUACCUCAAGGUGGCACUUCGCGUUGUGCUGCAGCAGGGCAUCUUCGAGGAAGUCGGCGAGUUCGGGUCGCUCGAGGUGCGCAACAACGUGCUGUCCAACUUCCUGCGGUCAGACCGGCCCGGCAGCCUGCAGCAGGGCAUUGCGUUCAUCGGAGACGACGGCAUGCGUGCCGCGGAGAGCCUGCCGGCGGCUGCUGGCGCCGGCGAGAAGCGCACGGCCUACCAGGUUGCCUACGACACGGACCUCGACUACUUUGCGCAUGUGGCACUGCCCGAGAACCAGAUGCGCGAGAAGCGCAUGGGCCAGGCAAUGCGCGAGCUGCACAGCGCCUUUCCGGACUCGUUCGCCACGGAAUUCGACUGGGGUGCGCUCGGCCGCGGACCUCUAGUGGAUGUCGGCGGCGGCCAGGGUGCCACGCCCCGCCUGCUCGGCUCCCUCUAUCCAGACCUGCAGUUUGUCCUGUUCGACCGGCCUACGACCGUCGAGCAGUCAGCACAAGCACUCUUCGCAUCGCCGCUGAAGGGCCGGGUGUCGUUCGUGGGCGGCGACUUCUUCGCUCCCGGCUCGGUGCCGGCUGGGCAUCAGCACUACCUGCUGCGCAACGUGCUCCACGACUGGGACGACGACGAGGUCGUGGCGAUUCUGCGCAACGUUCGCGAGGCUAUGCUGGCGCCCGGCGGCGCCAGCUCGCCCACGCUCCUCAUCGGCGACCUCGUGGUGACGCCGCACAGCUCCGAGUUUCUGCAGUCGACGUCGAUACAGGUGCUCUCGCUGGGCGGAGGCAUGGAGCGCACCGUGAUGGAGUACCGCGCGCUGCUCGAGCGCGCAGGCUUCCGGCUGGAGCGUGUCGAGCACCUCGGCUCGCUCGAGACGGUGCUGGUGGCCCGGCCAGCCGAGUAAGGACUUGGUGCUUCAAGCGAUAGCAUACAGUGACAUUUGGCGUGACGUGACUGAGCGGCGGGCUACAGGUUCAGCGGCUCCGGCGAGUACUUCCAGUAGCCGGCGUGCCGAUAGGACAGCGCCGGGAUGAGCACGCGGUACAUCAGCCAGCCUGAGGAUGCCGUCAGCUGAGACCUCG
Molecule: messenger RNA, 1502 nt
Organism: Tilletiopsis washingtonensis
Lineage: Eukaryota; Fungi; Basidiomycota; Exobasidiomycetes; Entylomatales
Product: S-adenosyl-L-methionine-dependent methyltransferase
Exons: 7
Coding region: 173-1324 (383 amino acids)
Molecular function (GO): O-methyltransferase activity
Source: RefSeq, a predicted model, not a curated record